AUGUACGCAUUGCUGCUGCUUUUUGCUGUCAGUGUUAUUGCUGAAGAUGCGUCAACUCAAACUCGGGACGCCUUCAUCGUUGCAAGCAAAUUCCCUCAAUCCAUCUAUGCCGUUGAGAACAUGGAUCUUGUGCUAGAAUAUGGAUUGUACAAUACUGGUGACAAAGCUGCAUUGAAGGUUACUCUCGACGAUCGUCACUCGUUCCCAACCCAGUCAUUUGAAAUUAUCAAGGGUCUCCUUAAUGUUCGGUUUGAGAGAAUCAAUCCUGGAGCGAAUGCUACCCACUCUGUUGUUAUUCGACCACGUCAAUUCGGAGUGUUUAACUACACUUCCGCUCAAGUCACAUACACAUCCGAAGACAGCAACGACAUUCGUGUUGGAUACACGAAUGCUCCCGGUGAAGGAUACAUCUAUCGUCUGAAAGAAUACGAACGUAAAUUUGCUCCUAAAUAUAUCUAUUGGGUUGUGUUCUUCAUUCUAAUCGCCCCCACUACUCUUGGAUCCUACCUCGCUUAUUCCAAGAGCAAGAACAAGUAUGAAGAGUUGGCCAAGAAAAGGAACUAA
Molecule: messenger RNA, 564 nt
Organism: Necator americanus (New World hookworm)
Lineage: Eukaryota; Metazoa; Nematoda; Chromadorea; Rhabditida; Ancylostomatidae
Exons: 5
Coding region: 1-564 (187 amino acids)
Cellular component (GO): membrane; endoplasmic reticulum
Source: RefSeq, a predicted model, not a curated record